AUGCCGUCUUCACCAACACCCGAGCUAUCAACGACCACGACAGAGCGGCCUGCGACCACCACCAGCACUGCUCCUAGUACAACCACAGUGCGCAAACAAAUGCUUCGCUUCGAUAUUCUUUUCCUUAUCGAUGUCAGUAAAGAGGCCAAAGGGCGAUUGGAUGAAAUGAGCGGUUUCGUAACGUCCGUGAUGUCCGCUUACGAUGUCUCCCAGUGGAAUGCCCGUGUAGCGUUGGUGGCUGUCGGAAGUGAUGCAAUGGGCUCGGAACCGAUUGCAAACUUUGAUUCAAUUGAUUCAAACCAGGAUAUGCUACAUUACAUCAAUCUAAUGUACAACUACACAGAUUUCAAACAUGAAGGCCAA
Messenger RNA from Ostertagia ostertagi, 363 nucleotides. NCBI's taxonomy places the organism in Eukaryota, Metazoa, Nematoda, Chromadorea, Rhabditida, Trichostrongylidae. The record is from the annotation of a GenBank genome assembly.